GCUGCCGCCGCCCCCGGGCCCCGCCUGGGCCGCCGCCUCCUGUCCGGCGCCGCCACCCAUGGGGUGCCGGCCCCCAACCAGCAGCCCGAGGUCUUCUACAAUCAGAUCUUCAUAAACAACGAGUGGCAUGACGCCGUCAGCAAGAAAACAUUCCCCACUGUCAAUCCAUCCACUGGGGAAGUCAUCUGUCAGGUAGCUGAAGGGGACAAGGCCUUGGAGACCCUGGACAAUGGCAAGCCCUACAUCACCUCCUACCUGGUGGAUCUGAAUAAGGUCAUCAAAUGUUUACGCUAUUAUGCUGGCUGGGCUGAUAAGCACCAUGGGAAAACCAUUCCCAUCGAUGGAGACUUCUUCAGUUACACCCGCCUCGAACCAUUGGGCGUGUGCGGGCAGAUCAUCCCGUGGAAUUUCCCACUGUUGAUGCAAGCAUGGAAACUGGGCCCAGCCUUGGCGACUGGAAACGUGGUUGUGAUGAAGGUGGCUGAGCAGACCCCACUCACUGCCCUCUAUGUGGCCAACCUGAUUAAGGAGGCUGGCUUUCCCCCUGGCGUGGUCAAUAUAGUUCCUGGAUUUGGCCCCACGGCUGGCGCUGCCAUUGCCUCCCACAAGGAUGUGGAUAAAGUGGCCUUCACAGGCUCCACUGAGGUUGGCCAGCUAAUCCAGGUUGCUGCGGGGAGCAGUAACCUCAAGAGAGUGACCUUGGAGCUGGGGGGAAAGAGCCCCAAUAUCAUCAUGUCAGAUGCCGACAUGGACUGGGCUGUGGAGCAGGCCCACUUCGCCCUGUUCUUCAACCAGGGCCAGUGCUGCACUGCGGGCUCCAGGACCUUUGUUCAGGAGGAUGUUUACGCCGAGUUUGUGGAGCGGAGCGUCACCCGGGCCAAGUCUCGGGUGGUUGGGAACCCCUUUGACAGCCGGACUGAGCAGGGGCCACAGGUGGAUGAAACUCAGUUUAAGAAGAUCCUUGGCUAUAUCAAAUCUGGGAAAGAGGAGGGGGCAAAGUUGCUAUGUGGUGGAGGGGCAGCCGCUGACCGUGGCUACUUCAUCCAGCCCACUGUGUUCGGGGAUGUGCAAGACAGCAUGACCAUCGCAAAGGAGGAGAUCUUUGGGCCAGUCAUGCAGAUCCUAAAGUUCAAGACCAUCGAGGAAGUCGUCGAGAGAGCCAACAGUUCCAAGUACGGGCUGGCCGCAGCUGUCUUCACCAAGGACUUGGACAAAGCCAAUUACGUGUCCCACGCGCUCCAGGCUGGUACAGUGUGGGUUAACUGCUAUGACGUGUUUGAGGCCCAGGCGCCAUUUGGUGGCUACAAGGUAUCUGGGAACGGCCGGGAGCUGGGAGAGGACAGUCUGCAGGCCUACACUGAAGUGAAAACCGUCACAAUCAAAGUUCCUCAGAAGAACUCAUAAAGGACCACACCGGCUUCUUCUGUACUCAUCCAGUGACAGAAAAUUCAACAAGACCAACAACAAAACCAACGAGAUCAACGAUGAAACCUAAAAAUCUCAAAAGAGAAAUUCUCUCACAAAAAUCUUUUGGAACAAGAAAAUCCCAGAAUUUGAGUUCCUAUGGGGUGGGUAUGGGGUGAAAAGAGUAUGGGAAGUCUCUGAAAUUGCAACAGUACUAGCAUUCAAGGUGAUUUUUCAAAAAUAGAUUUAAAUGUCUCCUUCCGUCCAUUUGAUAUACUUUUGUAACUUGCCUUUAUGAGGGAAGAAAAAAGCCACUGUUUAUAAUUGUACCAACAUUGAGGCCAUAGCUAGCAUCUUGCUUUGUAUUCUGGAUUAAAACUCACUGAAACAGUGCUGCUCUUCACUUUUUGGGUAACUUCCUCCGUUUCAAUAACCCGAGGAAAUGCCACCACAUAGGCAUGUCGUCCCCUGGGUUUGUAUGCUAACUAUUCUCCUCCCCUACUGUGGGCAAACAGCUUUAGUUUUGUGUGUUGAAUUAACAGAUAACUGUGGCUCAUCCACCUGUGGCAGGCCUGUGCUAGGCACUACGGAUGAUACCAACAUGAGACUCCCAGCCUCUCCCAGAGGGGCAGGUAAAGCAGGAAAGAGACACUUGACAUCCAAGGCUGUCAUUUUUUUUUUAAGUUCAAAAAUGUGAUCAAAACGAGCGAGAUAGAUUCAUGCUGGACCAAUUUCAUGAGAUUGAUUUGGAAACCAGAUGUCAGUUUACUCAUUUUAAGUGAGAUCCGUAUUUCCAGUAACCAGACCUUUUACAUCUCCUAUCCAGAACACUGCCUUCCUUUAGGGGUGUGGCAAAUUAAUGUGUAUUAUUAGUAAAUUAGGAAUCAGAAGAUUCUUUGGUGAGCAAUGGAAUCAGAGCAAAAGGAUCUGAAUCAUAGUAGAAGUUUGUGGAGUUAGUGAUCAUGUCUGGGGCCCAGAGUCCUUUAAGAAUUUGAGCAAAAGUUUGAUCUUCUCUUAAGAAGAAUACGCUUUGUGUAUAAUUUUGCAGACAGUGUCAGGGGAGUGAUGAAGCUCAUUGGUGACCCCUGGUCUUAUAUCGCUCAGGCUAAGCCACAUCUUGAUAAAAUGGUCCUUAUUUUGCUAAAGACUAAUAUGACUUAUUUGAAUAGCACUUCACACUUUUUGUCAUAUAUGCAUAAACCUGUACUAUUAUUUACUUUUUUCUUUAAAUCAACUAUUAUAUUCAGAUAAAAAUUAAAUAAGCACCUUAUUGCCAUACUUAAAACAAUAGCUUUAACUGCCAGAAAUAGAAGGCAUUAUAUAAAAGAUAAGAAAAAUGAUGUGACUAAAUUCAAAUAAUGAAAUACAAGUAGACUUAAUUGUUUAGAUGUUUAUAUACAAAUAAAUCUAAUCAUUCUA
Pteropus alecto (black flying fox) is the source of this 2823-nucleotide messenger RNA. It is a transcript of the gene ALDH2, whose product is annotated as aldehyde dehydrogenase 2 family member. NCBI's taxonomy places the organism in Eukaryota, Metazoa, Chordata, Mammalia, Chiroptera, Pteropodidae. The annotation marks the transcript as partial. The record is from RefSeq and is a predicted model, not a curated record. The transcript is spliced from 12 exons. Gene Ontology annotation, molecular function: aldehyde dehydrogenase (NAD+) activity.